This is a messenger RNA of Knipowitschia caucasica, 462 nucleotides long. Lineage: Eukaryota; Metazoa; Chordata; Actinopteri; Gobiiformes; Gobiidae. The record is from the annotation of a GenBank genome assembly.
AUGGGCAUUAGGAUGAACAAGAUGCCCCUGGCCUUGCACUCCCAGAACUGUACUCUGCACCAGUGUCGGCUCAUUUGCAAGAUCUUGAUGGCCUUGAACUCGGUGAGAGGAUGGGAAGCGACAGCAUCAAAGCUCGAGCUGAGCCAGUCAAACUUCACAGCCCUCCUGUCAGCUGCGCACUCCCACGGACAUCAGUGCAAAGUGCAUGUGACGGGGCGCUGGGAGAGGAGGAAGGGAUGGGGUAGAGUAAAGAAAAGAUACGAGGAGGAAGAGGAGGAAGUCGAGAAGCUAAGCGACAAGAGCGAGACACGGGAGCAGGAGAGGGAGAAGCCAUGCAGCCGCUGUUUGAAGCAGGAAGCUGGCGAGACAACAGAGGCAGCUUUAUCCCUCCGACACAAUGAAGAGACCGGCACAAUGGAGGCCCUGCAGAGAGCGGGCCUGCACGGUGCACACCAGGAUUAA